AAAUCUUCGGGAGCUCCUUUUUUUUUUUUUUUUUUUUUUUUCAUGGUACUGUUCUUCAUCGAGUCUCCAUAUAUAGCGUAGAAAGCUUCAAUUUCGUUUUCCUCUUCAGCUACAAGGGAAGAAGAAGAUCAUAUGUGACAUUUGAUUUUUCGUUUUUAUUAGGCAGAUGGAUGAAAACAAUGCGGCAAAGUUAACCGGCAUCAGGCAGAUUGUGAGGCUUAAGGAGAUUUUGCAGAAAUGGCAAACCGUCACCAUAGGGCCCAAGUCAGAUGUUCCUCCAUUGGCAGCUGGAAAGCAAGCGGUUGCAAUGAUUUCGCCCGCGAUCAACAAGAGGCUAUUAGAUGUCAAGAACGGUGACUCCGAUGAGGAAAACUGCCAAAGCCCUGAGCCGCCUCAUGAUGUUCCUAAAGGGUAUCUUGCGGUUUAUGUUGGACCGGAGCUAAGGAGGUUUAUCAUACCGACAAGCUAUCUUAGCCACUCUCUGUUCAAGGUUUUGCUUGAGAAAGCAGAGGAAGAGUUUGGGUUUGAUCAGAGCGGCGCCCUCACCAUCCCUUGCGAGGUCGAGACUUUCAAGUACUUGCUUAAGUGCAUGGAGAACAAUCUUAAAGAUCUUCAUCCUGAUGACAACUCUGAUGGGGAUGCAGUAGCAGCAAAGGAAGAGUAAAUACAAGUCAAGUGAUAAAAACUCUUAAAACAUUUCUUUUGUUACAAUGAUUCUUGUUAUCCUUUAAUCAUAUACUGAUGGAAAUUGUCAAUUAGGGAUGUUUACCUUGGGGUGUAAUUGUAAAAUCAGAUUAUCUUUGUGUUUUCCUGGUUUUCCCUCCAUUCUUUUUCAAGGAGGAUUUAAGUUUUUAGGACAUGUAUGUUAGAUGUGAAGGAUUUGGUGGUCAAAGUGAUAAGAAACAAAAAAAUAACUUCUUGUACGAAAAUAUGUGCACAUUUCUUGUCUUCUUCUCCAAUGUUAUUAUCGAAAACGAUUGUUGUGUAUCAAUCAAGUAGGCUAAUGAAUAAAUAAUGCAACAAUGUGGG
Arabidopsis lyrata subsp. lyrata is the source of this 1029-nucleotide messenger RNA. Its product is annotated as auxin-responsive protein SAUR71. The transcript has 3 exons. The record is from RefSeq and is a predicted model, not a curated record. The coding region runs from base 167 to 664 and encodes 165 amino acids. Gene Ontology annotation, biological process: response to auxin. Lineage: Eukaryota; Viridiplantae; Streptophyta; Magnoliopsida; Brassicales; Brassicaceae.